Molecule: messenger RNA, 851 nt
Organism: Abrus precatorius (Indian licorice)
Lineage: Eukaryota; Viridiplantae; Streptophyta; Magnoliopsida; Fabales; Fabaceae
Exons: 5
Coding region: 1-570 (189 amino acids)
Biological process (GO): regulation of root meristem growth
Molecular function (GO): growth factor activity
Source: RefSeq, a predicted model, not a curated record
AUGACUGUCCAAGGUGACUCAUCAGCAAGAGUUGUUCAAGCAGGUAAGGAAGGGAAUAAUAAUAAGCCUGAGGUGUCUGCUCAAAAGGAACCAUUUGAGAGAACUGGAGCUGGUUACAUGCGGAACCUAGGGCUUGGGGGAAACAAGUUUAGCACACAUGAAGUGCCAAGUGUUGAUUCUAAAAAUGGAAAAGGAGAAGAUGGAAGAGGGACUUCAAAGAUUUCAGGCGAGGAGAAUGAUGGUUUGAAGAAGUCCUUUGGAAAAUCACAACAACUGAGGAAUGAUCACCAGAAGCUAGUGAAAAUGGGACCAAAGGAAUAUUUGAAACACACCAAGUUUGUAAUUCCAAGGAGUAUUCCCACCAGCAAAAACACCAAGUGUUCACGAGAUUGCAAUGCCAUGUCAAUUAAAUCCAGCUUAGGGACUGAAGAACUUGAAGGAACUGCUCAGAAAGAUGAGACCCAAAGGCUUGUUGAGGCUGCAAAAGAAAUUGCAAACCUGAUAUAUAAGGAUUAUAAAGGAAGACCAACCCACAGGCCACCCAUUAAUAAUCAUGAGCCUAGAAAUUGAGAUCGAUAUAGUAAAAUAAUUAAUGGCAUAGAUAUAUCCAAGCUCGCAAUUUUGCACCAUGUUCUUGCUAGCAGCUACCUGGAUAAUGGCCUUAGAUAUAUAUAAUAUAGGUUUGCUUUAUAUCAUAGUUUUUUAUGUGUCACAAAGGCAGAGCCAUAGGACUUAAAAAUAGUUGUUUCUUUUCAUACUAAAAAUAGAUAUAUGUAGAACGCAUGCAGUUUGAGUGUUGUAAUUAAGUGUAUCUUCAUAACAUCUUACGAAUGUGAAUUAUGACUUAAUUU